Molecule: messenger RNA, 1203 nt
Organism: Rhinocladiella mackenziei CBS 650.93
Lineage: Eukaryota; Fungi; Ascomycota; Eurotiomycetes; Chaetothyriales; Herpotrichiellaceae
Exons: 1
Coding region: 1-1203 (400 amino acids)
Source: RefSeq, a predicted model, not a curated record
AUGAAUAACCCUGAGUUCCGCCAAACCCUCCACAAUAUCUCCCAGAACCUCGAGUCCGCCAACCAAGCGGCUCAGGAGAACAUCUACACUUUCGCUCAACUAUACAUUGAUCCUUGUCUUGCGGGAAUCAAGUCGUGCAUUUAUGAGUGCACCGCGCCAUGUUUCCCCAACCGGGAGGACAACUUGCGCCGAAAGAGAGGGCAAUCCCGGGGCAGAUCCGAAUACAAUUUUGACUUCUAUGAUGCGUGGGAGGAUGAUGAUGAUGCCCUCGCCAACAGUCCCAUGGGGUGGGGAAACGAUGAAUUAGACCGCCUAUUGGCAGGUCGUGGAUCUAUCUCUGGGCAACCGAGGAGACCAAGGGCAAUGAGUUACGGGUCAAGAGGACGCCCGAAGCCCUCUAGAGUCCAAGCCGAUUCUGACCAAGACCCAACCAUCAUCCCGAGCUCGUCAUACCUAGGAUUUCUAGAACGACUUCCAUGGAAGAUUGGCAGCCGCAAGUUGCGUUACAAACCUUCUGCCGCCGACUUGCAAGAGAACCCCGGUGGUGCAAGGGCCAGAGAUGCUGAAACUGAACCUCUGAUAGAAGGGCGUAUAUGGAACAAGGGUCAUGGCCGACAGCGAAGCGAUACCGCCGGCUCCAGGUCGACGACAAAUUCGCUUAGCUCUCGAGGCGAUCUGAUUAUGAGUGACGAAGAGGAAGAUGCUGUUCCGCUCGACGACGAAUUCGCCGUCAUGCUGAGCCGUCGCAUGACGAACCAGGGUUCCACGGAAGAGCAGGGUGGCGGGAAGGCGAGAACGCCCAGCAGCAAGGGCCCGGGCGCGUCUCGAAGAUCGACGCGGACCGUCUCCUCUAAAUCUGCGAAGAGCCCAAGUAACAACAGUCAAAGAUCCUCGUCACAGAAGAGUCUUGCCCCAAUAUCACCAACUCUGGUCACGGAGCACCCGGAGCCACCCACUCUGCACGACCUAAGACAGGAGGAAGAACAAGUGGAGCGGGAGGAGGAGUUGGAAAUCAAACAGAAGCGAGAGGCAGCUCAGCGGUUAGCUGUGGAAAGGGGUCUCAGCUCGCAGGAUGUAAAGAACGUGGCCCACGCAGAAGUUAAGCCUGACACUCCGGACGAACAGGAUGGAGACCCCGAGUCACAGAGAUAUGUCCCUGAAGGAGAUCUUUCUCAACCUGACGACUCCGCCCCUCCAGCGUGA